Monoraphidium neglectum is the source of this 405-nucleotide messenger RNA. RefSeq lists its product as hypothetical. The coding region runs from base 1 to 405 and encodes 134 amino acids. NCBI's taxonomy places the organism in Eukaryota, Viridiplantae, Chlorophyta, Chlorophyceae, Sphaeropleales, Selenastraceae. The transcript has a single exon. The record is from RefSeq and is a predicted model, not a curated record.
AUGCGGGGGUUCGCCUGGCUCGGCGGCUCUGCGCUGCGAGCGCCGGCCGCGGCGGUGGCUGCAGGCGCGGCGCGGCUGCGCGCGGCCGACGCGGCGCCGGCGGCGCGGGCUGCGGGCCUGCGCGCGAGCGCGAGCUCUGGGUCCCUCGCGGCCGCUGCCGCCGCCGCCGCGGGCAACGGCACGGCCCCUGCGCUCGACCAAGAUGGCGGCACGCCCGCCGCGGCCGCCGCGCUGCGCAUGCGCAAGAGCGCCAGCUGCGGCGCGCUGCUGUCGGAUGCGGGCGCGGGCGCGGGCGGCGUGGUGUUUGGCGCGGCAGGCGGCCGGCAGACGCUGCACCUCCCGGGGCCCCGGCUGGCGUGGCUGCGGCGCGGCGCCAACGGGUCCGUCGUCCUCCGCGGCCCCUGA